Molecule: messenger RNA, 2334 nt
Organism: Coregonus sp. 'balchen'
Lineage: Eukaryota; Metazoa; Chordata; Actinopteri; Salmoniformes; Salmonidae
Source: the annotation of a GenBank genome assembly
AUGAUAAACUUUGCAAAUGGCUUGGUGACGUUUUAGGAUUAUAAAGGACAAAAGCUGGCGGAGCAGAUCUUCCAAGGAAUCAUACUUGCCUCAGCGGUGAGUGGCCUGACAAGCAUACCUAUUAAAAUGUACUUUUCAGUAUGUGUUGUUUUUACACUAGGCUUAACCCUAGCCAUUGAUCAUGACUCUCAGUUCCAUAUGGUUAGGGUUCCCACAUGGCCAUAUUUCCCAGCCUGGUCUCAUAGACUAGACGUAACAUAGUAAAUGUAAAUCCGAGACACUCGAAUUAGUGUGAUAUGUUACGUUGGUAUGGUUACACAAGACCGAUGGUUACUUAAGGCAAAAUAACGUGAACAUCUAGCAACCCAAAGGUUGCGAGUUUGAAUUUCAUCACGGACUACUUUAGCAUUUUAACUAAUUAGCAACUUUUCAACUAUACUGAACAAAAAUAUAAAUGCAACGAUUUUACUGAGUUCGUAUAAGGAAAUCCGUCAAUUGAAAUAAAUAAAUUAGGCCCUAAUCCAUGGAUUUCACGACUGGGCCUGGGAGGGCAUAGGCCCACCCACUGCGGAGCCAGGCCCAGCCAAUCAGAAUGAUUUUUUUCCCACAAAAGGGCUUUAUUACAGACAGAAAUAGUCCCCAGUUUCAUCAGCUGUCUGUGUAGCUAGUCUCAGACGAUCCCGCAGGUAAAGAAGCCGGAUAUGGAGGUCCUGGGCUGGCGUGGUUACACGAGGUCUGUGGUUGUGAGGCCGGUUGGACGUACUGCCAAAUUCUCUAAAACAACGUUGGAGGCGGCUUAUGGUAGAGAAAUGAACAUUACAUUCUAUGGCAACAGCUCUGGUGGACAUUCCUGCAGUCAGCAUGCCAAUUGCAUACUCCCUCAAAACUUGAGACAUCUGUGGCAUUGUGUUGUGUGACAAAACUGCACAUUUUAGAGUGGCCUUUUAUUGUCCCCAGCACAAGGUGCACCUUUGUAAUGAUCAUGCUGUUUAAUCAGCUUCUUGAUAUGCCACACCUGUCAGGUGGAUGGAUUAUCUUGGCAAAGGAAAAUACUCACUAACAGGGAUGUAAACAAAUUUGUGCACACAAUUUGAGAGAAGCUUUUUGUGCGUAUGGAACAUUUCUGGGAUCUUUUAUUUCAGUUCAUGAAACAUGGAACCAGCACUUUACAUGUUGUUUAUAUUUUUGUUCAGUAUACUUACUACUUUUUAGCUCCUUUGCAAUUACUUAGCAUGUUAGCUAACCCUAUCCCUUUAACCUAACUCCUAAACUUAACCAUAAAACCAACCCCUAGCCUAGCUAACGUUAGCCACCUAGCUAGAAAUCCGUAACAUUGUACGUUUUGCAAAUUCGUAACAUAAUAUGAAUUGUAAUUCAUAACAUAUCAUACGAAAUGGGUGAUGGAGAUCCAAAAAUUAAUACACACCUUACGAAACAUUACAUAUCAUACUAAAGAGUUCAGAUUUACAUACAGAAUAAUAUGAAAUGCUCUAAGACCAGGUUGCAUUUCCAUGCUACAGUGCUUGUUUAUGGAAGAGACUGAAGACAGUGGACUACCUGUGCUAAUUAGCCAUCUGUGUCUCUGAACACCUGUGUGUAACGGAAGAUGAACGCCACAAACAUGUCACUGAAAAAUACUGUUGGUUGCAACUGUGUUAAAACAGUGUACAGUAAGCAUGUAUUCUGCAUUUUUGAAAUUAUUUGAAAGUAGAGGGAUUUAUGUUUCUAGAACCUACUUGACAAUCAAUUCACGUUUAUAUGUAUUUGGCUGUUUUGGCUUCCAAAGCCAAUCCGUCUUUAAACAGAACAUGUAAUGUCUUGGAAUGGAAGGAGUAACGUUUAGUCCAUUAUUAGGCUAACCCCUUGCAUUACCCUCCAGGUGAUCGGAUUCGCUUAUGGCCUCAUCAUUGAACAGUUUGGGUGGACUGUGUACAUAGUGUUAGGAGGUUUCGCUGUGUCUUGUUUGGUGAGUUAAGAUUCAUUCCAUCCUCCCUGUAUAUGUGUAUUUGACUUUGUUUCAGUUGCACCUGUGCAAAGAGUGCACCCACAGACCCACCUUGACUCAGGUUUAUUCAAAUGUAUACUCUGUAGUCAUUACAUUCCAAUCUGCAAUGUUUGAAACAUCUUACGGGAUCCAAACUAACCCUCUUCUCCUCAACAUCUCUCCCUCAUCCCAUGUCUCCUCCCCUCUCCGCCCUUCUGUCUCAGCUGACCCUGCCCCCCUGGCCCAUGUACAGACAGAACCCCCUCUCCUGGCUUCCAGCCCUACCAGAGAUUACAGGAGAAACCCAGCAAAAGCCUCAGGAGAAUCUGAAGAAGAAGAAGCACAAGUAG